UUGCUUUCUUCACCAAUCCGCAACCAAACCACAACCUACUAGCUACAUCAUCAUUCUUCAAGCACAGCACCAAACUGACUAUGCGUCGAUUCAUCCUUUCCAAGACACUGAUACUAUCCGUUCUCGCCACCUUGCCUGUGACGCUGUCAUCUAUUUGUGUACUCUGCGAAAAUGGCGUUCAGUGGCCCUUUCAUAUAGUCGAUCCUCAUGGCACCACCUGCAUUGAUCAAUCUCUUCAAAUGGCAAUCACAUUGACCGACACUUCUCCCACUUGCCAUUCGCAGAUUCAACGCUUUCAUCGCAUAUGUUGUGAUAGCCAGGAGACACCUCCCAUCAUCGCUCAAGCACCGACACCGGCCCCGACGCCCAUUCCCGUUACUGGAAAGAAUCUACCGUGCGAUAUCUGUUGGACAGGAGACUAUCCGGGAAAUACAGCCAUGGUCAUCAACAUGCUCAACAUUGGAUAUGGAUCCUGUGCGCAAUUCUACAAGGAAGGACAAGCCGGUAAUAUCCCGAAUGAGUUGUGCGAUACGCUACAAUACUUUGCCUACGAGCCAUGUGGAUGUGGAGAGUUCAAUACCAAUCUGAAUCUGAAUCGUCAACACAAUGUCUUUACCAGCAGUCCCACCGAGCCCGUGCCAACGACCAGUCCACCAACGUUGCACCCAUCUUCAGUUCCAUCCUGGCGACCUUCCGAUGCGCCCUCGAGUGCACCAAGUGCAUUGCCAUCCAUGUCACCAUCGUCGACGCCAUCCACAGCUCCCUCAUUGACUCCUUCGGAAUCGCCCUCUCUGUCACCGUCGGCACCCGAAACGGAUUGGCCGACCACGACAGCACCUUCGGAAACUCCGGCUCCCGAUAAGGAUUACCCAACCACGAUUUCUGUUUCAGACUCACCCACUACAAUAGCACCCUCGGAAACUCCCGGCCCUGAUACCGAUCCCCCCUCGGUCUCUGCAUCAGACGCACCCACGGCUUUACCUUCCGAAACUCCAGCUCCGGAUACCUAUUACCCAACUAUUUCGACAACUCCACUUCCGACAUCAUUGUCCACCAUUGCGCCCUCCGAAGCACCCUCACGCUACUCGACCCCAGCAUCCAUCGCUCCGCCCCCGACCAGUAGCCCAACGACGCCAGCACCACCGCUGAGACGAGCCACACAAGUAUCCACGCAACAGCCUACAUCACCGCUUCCGACUACUCGAGUGCACGAAACCAAAGGACACGGCAAAAUGGCAAUGAAAGCCAAACACCACGGAACGAUGAAGGGCAUGAUGGAGGCGACAUUUCUACGGACAAGACGACGGGAUGCUCGGGGGGCUCUCUACAAAUAAAAGUAUACGAGACGAGGCUGCACAAGGGAACAGCACCCUUUUCAAAACAACCUAUAUUGUGACCAACCACAAACUACUAAAUUGAUAAUAUAUUAUUGCCUUCG
This is a messenger RNA of Seminavis robusta, 1438 nucleotides long. The record is from the annotation of a GenBank genome assembly. NCBI's taxonomy places the organism in Eukaryota, Bacillariophyta, Bacillariophyceae, Naviculales, Naviculaceae.